UUCUAGGACGAGGACCUUGAACACUCGAAGAACCGUGGUACAUUCAUUGAAAGGCGCUGACAGUAGCUCUCUGUUCUCAGCCCAUUUCUUGAUUAUCCAUCUAAAAUAACAAGAGGCGGUGUUCUUGGUCCUGUACAUAUAAUUAAAUCUUUGCACCCACACUCUGGGCUCGCUUGACAAGAACCAAUCUUCGGGCGGACUCCCUACCUGAAAAGCUAUAAGGAACGCCCAACACAAUAGCGCUUUUUGUUCCCCCCUCCGUCUCUCUUUUGUAUCCUGCUUUAGGGAGCUUCCCAACUACUACCGUGCUACUGUAUCCAUAUCACUAUAGACAUGCCAGCCGUCCGUCUUUCACACCGUCGACGCUCAUCCUUGGCCAUUACGGCUCUCCACCCAAUAAAGGCAGGCAUCUAUGGUAUCAACACGACUCCUUCGCCACGAUCAGUUACAUUUGCACCCAAUGUCACUCCAGUCACGUUUAACGAGACUGACGAGUCCUUGUCCUCACCAACACCAGAAUCUUCGUCGCCCACGACGCAGCUCUUCCCUCCUUCAGAGCUUCCCCCAACGACCACCAGGAGACGUGUACCUCCUGGCAAGCGCCGGUCGCUAGGUUACAUACCACGUCCCCCGAACGCGUUUAUGUUGUUCCGUGCGGACUUUGUCCGUCAGAAGCACGUUCCAGGGUCCAUCGAGACUAAUCAUGGUUCGCUUUCCAAGAUCAUCGGCAAUUGCUGGAGAGCGCUUCCUCUCGAGGAGAAGCGCGUAUGGGAGAUCAAGGCUAAACAUGCCAAAGCUGAACACAAGGCGCGGUAUCCUGAGUACCGUUUCCGCCCAGUCCACAACAAGAAUAAGGAAAAGAAAAAAGAAAAGGCUACACCCACCGCUGAAGACGAACGCCGCUGCGAAGAGGUUGCUCAACUCCUCCUUGACGGAAUGAAGGGUGACCAGCUCGCCGCUGCCAUCCGCAAGCUCGACGAAAACAAGGUACAUGCCCCUACGCCUGCCUAUCUUCUGAGGCGACCCUCUUCCGUGCCCCUUCCGGAUUCGCGGUUUGGUGCUGCAGGCAUUACCAUCCCAACGCUACCUUUCUUCGCAGGCUCACGUCCUGGGUCUCCUGUUGGAAAAAUCUCUCACUCUGCUCGCUAUAUCCUUGGUCAGCGCAGAGCUUCGAGUGCCCAACCGACUAUUCCCCGUCAUUGGGGCGUCGCCCCACCUGCCUCUUGGCAGCGCGAUGAGUCUCCCCUUCCGGAGGCAAACACGAGCUUGUUUGAGCCAUCAUUCUUCAACUCGAACUUUUCCAGCCAAACCAUGCAGUCAGACUGUGCAUUCAGCUUCAAUGAGAUGAUCUCCACGUUCCCUCCUCAUGCUCCUCAGGACUUCGGUAUUGCUCCCUUGGACCCACUUCAUGAUCUGUCAUUAGACAUCAAUGCCUUGAAUUUCAACCCGAAUGACCCCUCCGCCUGGAUGUCGGCAGAGUACAGCAACUCUCAGACUUCAUCCCCAUACUCUGGCUCCCCUGCACAUUCUGACAUGUCGCUGCCCGUUGCUGCACCCCAGCCACAGCAUGCAGUCGCCCAGUUCGAUCACUGGCCAGACAUGUCACAGCAGUACACUAUUCCUGUCAAGGGUCUGGACUGCUUGCAGGGGUCCGGUGAGCAGCAGAUCAUGGAGCCACAUUUCUCCGGCUAUUCAGCUGGCAUCGAGGGUUUGUUCCCAUCGCUCGGCGUCGUUGAUACCCAUGGACCUCCCAUGAUGGGUUUCGACUAUAACUCGUACUGCUUGUCUUAGCUCGGCGCGUAUCUCUAUCCCCGUCUCCACCUACACGAUCUAUCAUUGUAUGUAUAGCUAUUUCUUUUAUUAGCCUCGGAGUUUCCCCCUCCUUCCUUCCCUGUUUCUAUAUAUAUCCUUGGUUUGCACGGUAUCGUUGACUUGUAGCUUUAUCACUUGCUGUGUCAGAUUGGAUUGCGCAUCCACCCUUGUAUCCAUAUCGUCUCUAUUGUCUUGUAUGCUUGUAAACGAGCAAUAUUAUGAUACCCUGUUCCGCCUCGUUCUGGGGCGGAAAACGUCAAAA
Suillus plorans is the source of this 2074-nucleotide messenger RNA. RefSeq lists its product as uncharacterized. The transcript is spliced from 4 exons. Bases 334 to 1791 code for a protein of 485 amino acids. Gene Ontology annotation, cellular component: nucleus. Gene Ontology annotation, molecular function: RNA polymerase II cis-regulatory region sequence-specific DNA binding; DNA-binding transcription factor activity, RNA polymerase II-specific. Lineage: Eukaryota; Fungi; Basidiomycota; Agaricomycetes; Boletales; Suillaceae. Gene Ontology annotation, biological process: regulation of transcription by RNA polymerase II. The record is from RefSeq and is a predicted model, not a curated record.